This is a messenger RNA of Plasmodium yoelii, 825 nucleotides long. RefSeq names its product PIR protein. NCBI's taxonomy places the organism in Eukaryota, Apicomplexa, Aconoidasida, Haemosporida, Plasmodiidae. The record is from RefSeq and is a predicted model, not a curated record. The coding region runs from base 1 to 825 and encodes 274 amino acids. The transcript is spliced from 3 exons.
AUGGCUUCUAAAGUGUGUGAAUCAAUUAAUACGAUCGAUGAAUAUUUUGCUGGAGAUCUGAACAACUCGGGAAAAGAUGAUUCUGGGAAGUAUUUAAAUAUGUAUUGCCCUGAUGGUAAUUGUAGUAGUGAUGAACUAAAGAUUAUCUCUGGUUUUAUAAUGUUACUAAAUAUGAUUGGUGAGGAAGAUAUAGAUAGUGAUAAACUUGUUGAAUACCCUAUUUUAUGGUUAAGUUAUAAACUAAAUCAAAAAAAAGAAAAUGGAACGACUAGAUUAGACAAUUUUCAUACUGGAAAUAUAAAAGGAAAUGAUUGUUAUAAUACGCAUAUAGCUGCUGAUAGUGGUAGCGGUAGUAAUAAGAUUUAUAUGGGUGUUAUAGAUACAAAAAUAGAAUCGAUGAAUAUUGAUAUUAAAGAUAUAUCUAAUUUUUAUGAUGCAUUUAAAUCAUUAUGUAACAUGUAUAGUGAAAUUGGUGCAGAAGGCUACCAAUGUAAGAAAUGUUUAGAAAAUGCUGGAGAAUUUUUUGAAAAAUGUGAAAAAGUUAAAAAUGCUUUUGAUAUUAAUAAAGGAAGUUCUUAUUUACAACUAUGGUCUAGUUUAUCAAAUGAUUAUAAUAUUUUUAAACAGGAAUAUAUAACUAGUUGUGAUAAUGCCUCAUCAGUUGUAGCUUGUCCACGAAGUUCAGUAACAAAAAAUAUACUAAUUACAAUUGGAAUUAUAUUUGUUGCAGCAUCAAUUUUAUUGGGAGUUUCUUAUAAGUAUUCGUUAUUUGGAUUUCGGAAACGAUCUCAAAAACAACAUUUAAGAGAAAUGCUAAAAAAAUAA